AUGAGGAAGAAAAGAAACAAAAAUUCAGAAGCCGUAUGUCUACCAGAAGAGUUAUGGACAAUUAUUCUUGCAAGACUCCCAACGAAAACCCUGAUAAGAUUCAGGUUGGUAUGCAAAUCAUGGUGCUUAAUUAUCGACAACACAGAUUUCGUCUCCAUGCACCUAAAUCUUUUCAACAACAACCAGAACAAUGAUCUGCUAACAGUGGAAAGAACCGAAAAAAACAGCGUUGCCAAAGAGGUAAUAAGAUUUCGUCACAGUAGUACAUUUAAGAGUACAUCUGCUAAAACAGUAAACUUGAGUGAAGGGGUAAUGGUAAGGGGUUACGCGAAUGGGGUGCUCUUGAUUGAUAGUUUGGACUCCCCUUUCAUUCUUCAACUGUGGAACCCUAGCAUUAAGAAAACCGUAUCCAUUCCCGGGUGCUCAUUUUUAGAAGAUAAACUCUCUAGCCAUAGUUUUUCUUUUUCUUUUGGUUUUGAUUCUUUGUUACAUGAUUGUAAAGUAGUGUGGAUUAAAACUUCUCCUAGGCUAAUUUUUAGUCGUGUUCCUAACUCGAUUCAAAUUUAUUCAUUAAGUACCGGCUUAUGGAAAACCAAGCUUAUAGAGGAUGUGGGAGAUUGGUGGCUGAUUAAGGGGAAGCCAUUAUUCGCCAAAGGCAGUUUGAAUUGGCUAGCACGAGAUGAAAGGGUAGACAAUGGUAGUGCAAGACCUACCUAUAUCGCGUCAUUUGACUUGAAUAUUGAGACAUUUACCUUUAUCAAAUUGCCGGAGGAUGGAAAUGGCGAGAAGGAAAAGCCGCAUAUAUUUCUAUUCCUUCUUGGAGGAUUGUUAGCUCUCUUUGAUGUGUCUCCUUGGAAAAACAGCAUAUGGGUGAUGGAAAACAAUGGCCCACAAAACCCAUGGAUUAAAUGGUUUACAAGUGAUUCGCCACAUGGUUCAUACGAUUUUUUCCAGCACCAUGGCUGGAAUAUUAGUCACUUGUGCUAUAUUGAGAAGACUAGCAAGUUCUUCAUGCUGAUAGGGAGAAGAACAAAGUCAUAUGAUCUCAAAAAUCAUCUGUUUGAUGAUCUGAGAACGUCCAACCGUGCUUAUAUGAGCUGCAUGGAUCCUUAUUCUGAGAGUUUGUUGUUGCAUAACUUGCAAUAG
Spinacia oleracea (spinach) is the source of this 1146-nucleotide messenger RNA. Its product is annotated as F-box protein At1g11270-like. Gene Ontology annotation, molecular function: protein binding. Bases 1 to 1146 code for a protein of 381 amino acids. The record is from RefSeq and is a predicted model, not a curated record. Lineage: Eukaryota; Viridiplantae; Streptophyta; Magnoliopsida; Caryophyllales; Amaranthaceae. The transcript has a single exon.